Messenger RNA from Caenorhabditis briggsae, 228 nucleotides. The coding region runs from base 1 to 228 and encodes 75 amino acids. The transcript has 3 exons. Lineage: Eukaryota; Metazoa; Nematoda; Chromadorea; Rhabditida; Rhabditidae. The record is from RefSeq and is a predicted model, not a curated record.
AUGUUCGGUUUACUCGCCCGCGGGGUUUCAGCGUUCGUCGCGUCGGUCAGUGGCCUUCAGAAGGACGAUUCGGGUAUAGAAGGAAGCAGCCAGGAUGACUCUCGAAGUGCUAAAUCAACGAACUCAAGUAUCAGAAGAAAGUCGGAUUCUAUCAAAAGCGCAGGCAUUUAUGUAAAAGUUAUAUUUGAGUCUAAUCCAACUCAACGGAUCUAUAUCUUUAUGAUUUGA